AUGCAAGAAUCAGAAGGGAGUCCACCCCUUCUUGCAGCUGCACUUGCUUCAUUUGAUAUUAGAUAUGGUGUUCGAAUAGUUCAUGAAUGGUAUCCGAAUCAUGGUAAAUUACCAAUAGCUUUAAUCGAAUUAUUGAAAUUAACCCUUUCGAAUGUUCAUAGACAAGAAGAUAAUGCUUUUUCGCAGUUUUUAACAUCAACUACAGAUAUUCCUUCACUAAAUCUCUUCAUUGUAUCUUCCUUUUUUAUAAUUCCACAGAAAAAAGAAAAAAUAUAUUAUAAUGUCUCACUUAUUCUUAACAGAAAUCAAAUAGAUACUACAAAAUUCAUCUCAAAUAUUGAAGAUACCUGCAAAGAAAUUGCAAUUUUUGCAAAAACGACUUUGAACUCCAAUCUUCCCAUUAACAAAUUGAAUAUUCUUAUUCAGCAUGCAAAUGAAGUAUUCGAAGUCCUUUCAAAAGCAGGAAUUAAAACUUUACCGGAUUUUUCAAUUCAUCCAACGGAAACCCCGUUCUUAUCUUUAAUUCUUUCGGCGCAUUUCCACUCGCAAAUGAAUACUAUCAUAGAAUCAAACAAUCCAGACGAAGCAUACAAAAUUGCAGUAUUUUUAGCGCAUUUCACACUUUCUCAGAUCCUAGAAACAGCACCACUAGAGUAUCUUCCAGCUCCUAUACAAGGUCUCUCCAUCCAAACUAUCUCCAGACAAGUAGCAACUCCAGAAGAAAUUUUAUUAACUUUUAAAACGCCAACGACAUUGAUUAGGCUUCCAGAAAUGCAAGUAAUCUUCUCUCCUUACCAAGAUCUGCAGGAAAGAUCAUAUGGUGACUAUUUGGUUGCUCUUCCUCUCGAAAAUCCAGAAAAAGAACAAAGAAUUGCACACGUUAAGGCCCAAUAUCGAGAAUUAUUAAACAACGCAACACGUUAUCCAUGGGCAUUAGCCACAAUGUCGAUAAUGAUGCAGAUGCCGCCAGAAAGUUUAAAUUUGAUCUGCCAACUGCAACUGAACAACGUUGUAACGCUUGCUCUUAGCUUGAUUGCUGUUGUUCAGGAGAAAUUAGAUAAAGGAUCCCUUCCAUUUUUGUCACAAGACGACGUCAAUGAUUCUAUUAGAAUUUUGAAGCUCACUGGAAAGGAGGAUCUUAAUAUGGUUGCCUCUAUAGCCCAGAUAUUUGAUAGUUCUAUACAAAGAAAGCUUUUCUCUUAUAGAAAAGAUUCUCAAUUUUUCUAA
This is a messenger RNA of Trichomonas vaginalis G3, 1227 nucleotides long. Its product is annotated as guanine nucleotide exchange c9orf72 family. NCBI's taxonomy places the organism in Eukaryota, Parabasalia, Trichomonadida, Trichomonadidae. The record is from RefSeq and is a predicted model, not a curated record. The coding region runs from base 1 to 1227 and encodes 408 amino acids. The transcript has a single exon. Gene Ontology annotation, molecular function: guanyl-nucleotide exchange factor activity.